CCAGUAUUUACCCCAGAGUUAAACCCCCCCACCUCAAGGGCAAACAGCCUCGCAUUCGGCUUCAUUGCAACCGUCUCGAAGGCGAUGAGCUGCUUUAGACCCGUCCAGGUUCGCUCUUUGCAACGAACCUGGCCAUCAAUUUGUUCAAGUCAUCAUCGCUCAAUUCGACAAUGCCGGUCAAUGCUUCUCCUGCGCCAUUACUCCUCAACCGCGGCUUCAGCACCGCAGGAAGAGCGUGCGUAUGAGCUUCGGGAACGAACAGACUCCAAAUUCGGCACAAAAAGAGAUCAUGUGGAUCUCAGUCCGACCGCGCGCUUUGAAACCGUUUCCGUCAAGAUCUACCCAGCUCGAGCCCCCGAUCAAAAGGAACCAGAACCACACGUCCAACCUUCACCCCGCGACGGAGAAAGACCACCUAUCCAGAAGCUAUACGUGGAAAAUAUAGAUGCCAAAUUUCUUAAUAGCAUCAAUAAAGAACGCUCUGGAAGGGUUAUUCGCCAGAAAAUAGCGCCUUCAAGCAACAAGGAGGAACCGUCCAUUGAGGCGGUUCAAGAGUACAGAUUCCGGCGUGAGUCGUCUUGGCUAGAAGUAGUACUUCGUCUACGAGGAGAACUCCUUCUCAUUCGCUUUGAACCUCUCUUUUUGCGUGACGCAUGCAAUUGCAAAGAAUGCAUUGAUUCUUCUACCCGUCAAAAGAACUUUCAAACCGCAGAUAUCCCGGCGAACAUUACCAUCCGAAAACUCAGCUUUACCCACGGCGGCAGACUGCGAAUCCACUGGAUCAAUGACAUUUCUGGAUUCUCCGAAGCGCAUACUUCAUACUUCACACCGCAAGACCUGGCCACCUAUGCGGACAAGCAGUCUCGAGCUCUCCGAGCGCGCUACAACGACUUGCCUCGAACGUGCUGGAACAAAGCAUUAGUCUCGUCCAAAAUUGACAACCUCUGGCUGGACUACAGCGACUACCUCAACUCUGACGAGUCGCUCUAUGCUGCACUCAAGAAUUUGCACGAAUACGGACUCGUAUUUUUAAACAAUGUCCCUUCGACCGAAAACACUGUCGAGCACAUUGGUCAGCGCAUCGGACCGCUCCGAGACUCGUUUUACGGACGAACCUGGGACGUUCGGUCCGUGCCCGACGCCAAAAACGUUGCAUACACGCACCAGUUUCUCGGACUACACAUGGAUCUGCUCUACAUGGCGCAACCGCCGCAGCUGCAAAUCCUGCACAGCCUGCGUAGUUCAAGCACAGGAGGUUCUUCCAUAUUCAGCGACGCAUUUCGCGCUGCACAGCAUCUUCGCGAAACAAAUCCACGGCAAUUCAACGCCCUUCUCAAGUUUCCAGUGACAUAUCACUACCGCAACGCAGGAGAGCAUUACCAUUUCACUCGCCCGACAAUUGAACUGGAACCUCAACAUUUAUAUACUCCGGCCAACGAAAGGGAAUGUCAAGUCAUUGCCAAAGUCAAGUCAUCUGCCGAGGGAGAAGCCUUGGACUCGUCAUCUUCUUUGCCGCUAUCCCCACAAGUCUCCGCCUCUUCGUCCGAAGCCGUCGAAAUAUCCGACGAUCCAGAAGCUCUAGAAGCACUCGAAGCAGCGAAAGCCCUUUCUUCGUUUUCUUCCCCUACCUCUUCCUCUUCCUCCUCCCAAACCACAUCCACCCACCCUCCGAUAGCACACAUCAACUACUCCCCUCCCUUCCAAGCGCCCUUUGAAAUCAACAUUGGCCCUAAACUCCGCGCCUACCACGACGCCAUCUCCGCCUUUUCAUCCAUCCUCGAACACCCCGACAACUUGUUCGAGCUGCGUCUCGAGCAAGGCCAGGCCGUCAUUUUCAAUAACCGCCGCGUCCUCCACGGCCGGCGCGAAUUCGAUGCCCAUUCUGGAGAACGCUGGCUGAAAGGUGCUUAUGUCGAUGUCGACCCCUUCAUGUCGCGCUAUAGAGUUUUGCGAGAACGCUAUGAGCCGUGGAAAGUAGUAUAAUAAUACCUUUGUAUAGAUGAUUGUAGAAUAUUUUAUUUUUACUUUUAUUUACUUUUAUUUUCUCUUAUUUCUUUUAUUCCUUUUUUAAUUUUUUGUGGCAUAGUAUUAAAUUUUUGCAUAGUAUUCAGCGCUAGCGUAUUCCAUUGAACAAUUUUUUUCCCUUUCCUGGCAUUUUUUAUAUUUAUGUUUUAUUUUUCUCUUCUUUUAUCUUAUCUUCUUUAUUUUUUUUUAGCUUAUCCAGUUCCGGUCUGAUUUUUUGGAAGUUAGGUCCAGUUUGUAUAUCUGGCAUAUAUCUGGCAGGUCGAUUGGAACAGUUGUGAAAGAGUCAUUCCGAUCAAUAACAAUAAGAAGAAGAGA
Messenger RNA from Xylona heveae TC161, 2340 nucleotides. RefSeq names its product Clavaminate synthase-like protein. The record is from RefSeq and is a predicted model, not a curated record. Gene Ontology annotation, molecular function: oxidoreductase activity. NCBI's taxonomy places the organism in Eukaryota, Fungi, Ascomycota, Xylonomycetes, Xylonales, Xylonaceae. Gene Ontology annotation, biological process: carnitine biosynthetic process. The transcript has a single exon. Gene Ontology annotation, cellular component: mitochondrion. The coding region runs from base 181 to 1983 and encodes 600 amino acids.